CUCGGGGCAGUGCUGCUCGUUCACUAAGCGGUCUGAGUUCUUCAGCUGUUUAGGAGACAAAACUGCUUUUAUUCCUACUGAAUCUUUUAAAUGAAUAUCCUGAGAGUCAAGAAAGGCCAAUCUACAGGAAAAAGGGGGAGCUGGACGUUAAGCAUCUUCUAGAAACUCUUCUAGCCGAUUCCAUGAAACGGCGACAGAAGAGGAAACAUCUGGAACAUGAAGAGUCCCAGAAAACCGCUGAGAAGGGAGGAGGAAUGUCAAAGUCUAAAAAGGAUGUCCUGCAGUCUGGAUCCAGUGGAGUGGCCAAAGGCUGGAGCCAAGGGGUAGGACAAGUCUCCUCUACCUCUGAAUACUUCUCCUGCAUUUCUUCAUCACACAAGCUCAUCCAUGGUGGAAUCCAGAGAAUACAUCAAGACAGCCCCCAGCCUCAGUCACCCCUAGUCCAAGUUCAGGAACGAGGAGUGACUCCUCCCUGCUCACAACAUGUCUCCUUGUCUCCUCAUUCAUCCUAUAAGACUUGUGUGUCCUCUCUGUGUGUAAACAAAGAGGAAAGGGGCAUGAAAAUAUACUAUAUGCAGGUACAAAUGAAAAAAGGUGUAGCUGUCUCCUGGGAGACAGAGGAAACUUCAGAGUCUUUAGAAAAGCAGCCAAGGAUGGAAGAAGUGACCCUUCCUGAGGUUGUGCGGGUAGGUACUCCCCCCUCGGAUGUGUCCACCAGAAACCUCCUUUCUGACAGUGAGCCCAGUGGGGAGGAGAAAGAGCAUGAGGAGAGGACAGAGUCAGACAGCCUGACAGGCUCACCGGCUGUUGAGGAGAGACCCAGGGCCAAGACACCUGACUGGCUGGUGACCAUGGAGAACGGCUUCAGGUGCAUGGCCUGCUGCCGGGUGUUCGCCACCAUGGAAGCCCUCCAGGAGCAUGUGCAGUAUGGGAUCAGGGAGGGCUUCAGCUGCCACGUCUUUCAUCUCACCAUGGCUCAGCUGACAGGCAACAUGGAAUCAGAGAGCACCCAAGAGGAGGAGGAGGAGGAGGAAGAGGAUGACCAUGAGGAGGAGGAGGAGGAAGAGAAGCUAGAAGAAAAGAAGGAGGAGGAGGAGCAGCCCACAGGGGAAGACCGUGGCCUGAGGAGAUCCUGGAGCCAAUGUCCAGGCUGUGUGUUUCAUUCUCCAAAGGACAGCAACUGAGACUUAUGGGCCAGAAGAUACUGGAAGAUGGUGUGGCCUUCUCUUGUAAGAGGGAGAAGAAAGAGCCAUGGAGAUAGUAGCAGACAGACUGCCCAAGGUAUGAAGGAGAUGAGGGAACAGCACUCAGUCUAACAUGUAAACAUCAUAUGUAAUAAAGGCUGUGUUUCAAACCUU
Saimiri boliviensis boliviensis (Bolivian squirrel monkey) is the source of this 1358-nucleotide messenger RNA. NCBI's taxonomy places the organism in Eukaryota, Metazoa, Chordata, Mammalia, Primates, Cebidae. The record is from RefSeq and is a predicted model, not a curated record.